Molecule: messenger RNA, 5826 nt
Organism: Trypanosoma theileri
Lineage: Eukaryota; Euglenozoa; Kinetoplastea; Trypanosomatida; Trypanosomatidae
Product: putative ubiquitin-protein ligase
Exons: 1
Coding region: 1-5826 (1941 amino acids)
Biological process (GO): proteasome-mediated ubiquitin-dependent protein catabolic process; protein polyubiquitination
Molecular function (GO): ubiquitin protein ligase activity
Source: RefSeq, a predicted model, not a curated record
AUGCAAGGCCAUGUUAUCGUGGAGGACUCCAAGCAGCAGGUGAAGGAGGUACACCGGCAGAAGAAUGACCCCGACAAGGUGCUGGGGCCACUGGACCGUAUGUGUUUGUCUCUCGUGAUGGGAGUGGAGAGAUAUCUGCGUGAAUUCGACGCGGCCGCCGCUAUUCCAAUGUUGGUGCGAAUGAGUGAAAAGGAGGCAUUUGCAUUUCGCGGGGAUGCGUUAACAAUGCUUUUUCGAGCUAUUUCUCUCAUUAUGGAACAUGUGCCUACUUCCUAUGAGAGUAUGGGACCCUAUCAGAAACAACUUAUGAAAUCGGUUUGUCAGACACUUUCCCGAACACUGGCGGGGAGGAUGAAGUAUAAUAAUACAGAUAAUGUGAUGUUGAUGGAAGAAUGUCUUCGAUUGAUUCGAUUUAUUAGUAGGGAUGAAAGUAAUAUAUCCGCACUUCGAUUUGGUAUGACAGACAUUAUUCAAAUCGCUGCCUCUGAAAAUUCUCUGUUAGCACGACAGGCAUUUGAUGUGCUUCUUAUUUUAUGCUCUAAAGUGAUAUUACCAUCAGAGGCGGAAAAACCACACAUGCUUGGUCUUCCAAUUUCCUUUAUGGGAUGGAAAAAGAAAAAGAAACAAAAAACAAAGGAUGAUAGUCCUCCAUUUAGUCAAGAUCCGGUAGUUGUAGCCGUAGAACAAAUUAUUGCUCCUUUUCUUCAUACAUCCAUUCAACAAUAUGCAGCAACACUUGAAAGUUUUCCAGAAGCAUGGACAUUUCUAGAAAUGGCAUUACAAUGUCUUGGUAUGCUUAUGCAGCGAGCUUUACUCUGUCAUCGUCCUUCUACAGCACAAAAAAUGGUAACGGAAGAUCUUUGUAAAAUUCUCUUUCAUUUGAUUUUAUUUAAUGAUAAUAAUGUGGCAUUAGAACAAGGAGUUCGCUCUGAACGACUUUUAUUAUGUGAAACAAUGUUGGAUGCCGCUAUUAGUGCAAGUUGGAGAGUUGCCAGUGAAUCUCUCUUAACAGAGGAAGCUCAAUCAUUUUAUAAACUUAUGUUUGAAGAGUCGGAUUCAGAAGUAACAACAUUAUUAGAUGAUCCUUUCCCAGUAGCAGGAUCAUCUUUACGUGGAGCUCAACGACGAGAUAAGAAUCAUAUUGCUUCUAUUGCAGCUGUUAGACUUUUUAUUCUUGCUUGUCCACGUCUUCCUAGUGAGGCAUUCGGACCAAAACCGAAAGUUCUUCUUCCUGUUCAUGAGUGGAAGUGGGAAGAUGAGAUGCGACAUAAGAACCUUAUUGAUGAAGAAAGAUGUAUUGCUCUUGAGACAAGUUUUGUUAGGUUGUCUAAAGAGUCUGUUAUUAAAAUACAAACAAAAUCAAUGGUUGUGGAUUUACAUACAAUGAAAAUGUGUGGAGGAUUUGGAGGUAUAGAUCGCAAUAUUUAUAGAAAAUUUGUCCCUUUUGUAUUUCAUGUUGUAGAUGAAGAAAAUCUUCGUCUUGUAAAAUCGGCAAAAGAGGUUAUGGUAUCUAGUAAUUUGUUUGUGCAAAGUAAACAUGAAACUAAAACCGCAAUGACCGUAACAACAGCUAAUAUGCCUCCACAUUUAAAAAAUCUAAUGCGAUUUUAUGUGAUCAAUAAAGAUGCACCCGUAUUAUUAGGAAAUGUAAAGAUGGCAGAACUUUAUCUUGAACGUCUUUGUAAUUUCGUUGUUUGGGUACCUGGUCAAAUGACCAUGCAACUUGGAACCUGUGCUUGUGCUUCCUUACUACAUUCAGUAAUUCGAUCUGGAGAAGAUAAACGAUUUGUUUCUCUUAUUCGUAGUGUGUUACGUCCAUUAUGUGAAAUGUUAAGAGUGGCUCUUGCCUCUUCCGAUAAGGCGACGAAAUCCAUUUGUCUGACAAUGAUGGUUUGGUUAUUGUGUCAUCCACGAGCCGCGGAGUGGCAGUUUUGCGGAAUAGCCCAACGGUGUGGAAUUCUCAGAGAAUUAGAGGAGUUAUCACGCGGUGGAAGUAAAGGAAAUGGGAAUAGUGGUGGUAGUAUUAGUAGUGGAAAUCAUACAAAUACCGCCAAAUCCACACACGCAGCCUCAGAAGAGCGACAAACACGAACAAAGUAUUUGGCCACAACCGCCUCCGCUAUUCAUGCCGCUAUCACAGAAGAGAUGAAAAGAUUACAAGCACCAGGAAAUCCAGCAGGUCUUUCUACAGUAGAUGUCACUGUGGUGCGGCAGGCUGUUCAGGAUUUAAAAACAUCUGCCAAAUUGCCUGGUGUACACCGUAAAGUAGUGGAACAUGUCUUAUAUGUAAUGGAAAUGUCAUUAAGAACUAUUACCGCAUUUGAAAUAUCUAUGCUUGGAAUUGCGGAUGCUGUGUUAACUUAUUUACUGGAAGAUAAUGAAAAUAAUGCCGAUGCGACGAGUGUGAAUGGUAGUACUACUACUAAUACUAAUACUACUAAUACCGGAGAAGGGAAAACUUCAGCUCUUGGUAAUUUUGUUUUUACCUCUUCUGUAGAUUUAGCGCCUUUUGAUGGAAGAAGUGUUGCCGAUCGUCUUUUUCAACGUUGUCGACGAGAACGUCUGGAGUGUUUUCUGAUGUGUGCGGCGGAGAAACCACGUGGAGUGGAGGCAUUAAUUGAAAAUUUAGUAUCGGCUCUCCCUAUGCACUCAACCUUCCCUCUUGUUGAGACAGUUUUAUCCGCAAAAAGUGUAUCUUGCCGAACACCGUUAAAAGCAGCUAUGAUAUGUUCACAUAUUUCACCAUGUGUUACUCUCUGUUCUAAAGCCAAUGGAAAUAGUAAACGUAAUAAUAAUAAUAAUAAUAAUAAUAAUAAUAAUAAUAAUAAUAAUAAUAAUAAUAAUAACAGUAAUAAUAAACCCCCAGCUGUUUUAAGUGUGCAUUCUAGUAAAGAUACAAACAGUCGAGGAGUCUCUGGAGGAGGAGGAGGAGGAGAAGAAGAAGAAACACCUAGUCAAUUACGUGGCUUCAUUGAAAGAGAAGUAGUGGUACCAAACCCACGUGAUUUCUGUCCACAGGGUCAUCGAUUACAAAUUAUUGUUACUCCACGAGAUAUCAUAUCUCCAUGUGAUUUAUGUGAAGAGGAAGUACGCUCUGGAUUUCGAUGUGCGCAGUGUAGAUUUCAUGUUUGUAUGGAAUGCUAUGCGAAUCCGGAUGUUCACUAUGAAGGUGGUAGUCCUCUCUUGAGUUCAAGAUCAAACCCUGAAGAUGAUAAUGUGAGUAAUUCUGUAGAAAGGACUCCAGUAAACCGAAUAAAGAAAGUGAAUGUGCGAGCGCAUUUAUUCGCUUCUGUAGGUGAUAUUGAACGUCAUUUUCGUACGGGAUCUUCUGCUAUUAAGAAUACAGAUGUUGCCCCAGCACCUGUAUCAGCAUUACAAAAUAUUGAUAAUUUUAUAGGUCACGUCCAAUCUGUGUUGAUUCGAAGAAAAAAACAAUUGGCCCCUGGAUCACUUCGAAAAUCUAUUCAAGAAGCACUAAAAACUUUUAUCUCACCUGGUUCUAUUCCAGAUAACACAACCACCACCAAUAAAAGUUCAGAGGAUCAAUCUAUUCAAAAUCAAGAAACUCAAGAAAUGAUGCAGUUAAUACGAGAUGCUAUGGAAGAACGGUAUGUACUUUACACUUCCCCAGGUGGAAGAUGUACAUAUCAAGAAACCUUUAUAGGAAAUUUACUUCAACGUGCACUUCUUGAAGGGUCAGUAAGUCUUGUAGAACAAAUAGAAAACUGUUUACUUAGUAUGGAAGGAGUGGCUGAGAAUGCUAGUCCUUCAGAUUAUCUUCAAACAGGGGAGGUAAAUUUUGAGAAACAUGCCGAUUCUGCAUUACAGUCAUCAAGAGAACUUCCAGAUAGGGUAGAUAGUACACAAACUUUUGUCUUUCAUCACUUUGAAAAUGAUGAGGAAACACAUUGUUGUUGUGGAGAAAAAUCAAGACAAGAACUUAAUACUAUGCAUUCAUCAAAUAUUGUUCGAAACCCUACUCGACUUUCUCAAAAUCAAGAUACUAUAUUACUUAUUCUCUUACAUAAAAUUCUCAAUCCACUUAUAAAACAACAUGUUGUGGAUAUUAAUCCCGCAGCUUUUGUAAGUGCUCCUUUUACAACACUUAUUGUAAAAUCAUUAGCAGCUUCUGCAUUACGUGUAGCCAUCCUUCCACCGAAAAUUGCUGUUCCUCGUUGGGUAGACUUUAUCCUUACACAGGCUAAAUUUCUUUUACCUCUUAAUGUACGAGAACGUAUUGCCCGAUUUUUCGCCUACGGUGCUCGUCGAGCAUUGCAUGCUCACAUGAAAGGUUCAUGUGUUUCUAGGUCUUAUCGUUCUAUUAGAAUAUACCCGGCUGAAUGGGCAAGGGUAUCAAAUCAUAAGUAUCGGGUAAGACGAAUGGAAUUACUACAUGAUGCUUAUAUAGUUCUUCGAAAGAGUGCCGAUUCUAGAUCUCCUAUAUCUAUUGAAUUUGAGGGAGAUGUUGGAGUUGGACAAGGUCCUACAGCACAUUUUUAUACAUUGAUUGCAGAUAAAAUGAAAAAGGAGCAAGUACACCUUUGGCGUGGAGUUAGAACGAUUAGAAAAGAGAAUGAUCUUGGUAAAAGUGGAAAUUCAAAGGAUAAGAGUAAUAGUAGUAGUAAUACAAACAUUAACAUGAACAGCAAAAGUGAUUGUGAUGAAGUAGAAGUGAUUCUUCCAUUAGAGGGUAUUUACCCUUGUAAAGAUGUCUUGGUACGUACUUCAUGGAAGGGAUCUGCAGUUUCUCCACAAACACUUCCAGAUGGUGGGAGAAUCCUCACAGACUACCGUAUUUGUAUGGAUGAUUUUGCAGAGUUUGAUUGUGAACGUGCGCAGUGUUAUUAUCUUGUUGGAGCCGCACUUGCUCGUGCCUUUACAGAUGAGGUGGUGUUCCCACUUGAUAUUUCUCCCGCACUUGCUAUUUUUCUCAGUCACGGUGCUCCCCCAUCUCGAGUAAUACUUCAUAAUGUCCCUUGUGCUGACAAAAAUAUUGAAAGACCAGUAGAUUUCAUGGGAUUAUCUCUAAAUGAUGUGGAAUUAAUGGAUAAAUCACUUGCAUCUAGUUUACACUCACUACUCUCACUAGAUACUGCCACUCUGGAAGCGAUGGAUUUACCCUUUACAUUGCCUGGUGAUGAUAAUUUUGAAAUGACAAGUGGUGGGACAAAGUUGCGUGUUACGACGAAGAAUCUCUCUCGUUAUUUUCAUCGUGCUGCUGCUGGACUUUUAUAUGAAUCAGCUGUGUUUCCCAUUCGUUUUCUUGUUUACGGUUUUCAUGAUGUUGUCCCUUGUGGGGCUCUCACUGCCCUAGACCCGGAGGAUAUGAUGGAAUUACUCUGUGGGAGUAAACAGUGUGAUUCCCAACCACUGUGGACACUGUCGGAGAUUAAAUCAAUUCUCGUGCCUGAUCACGGUUACCAGAAUGACUCUCCACAGAUAACCAUGCUGCAGAAUGUGUUGGCCAAGCGACUCACACCGCGUGAGCAGCGUUUGUUUUUACUGUUUUGUACGGGUUGUCCACGUUUACCGGCUGGUGGAAUUGGUUCACUUGGCGCCAUUACAGUCGUGCGGCGAUCGGAUGUGGCUUUUUUUACUCAGUUCUUUAACAGCGGGUAUGGAUCGGCAGACCGGGGAUCCCAUUCGGCAUCGACAUCUAGAGAUAAUGAGUUAACGGGAUCCUUAACAGAGAAAGAUUGGCCCCUGCCAUCGGUGAAUACGUGUUUUCGUUAUCUCAAGUUGCCUCCAUACCCCACAGAAGAAAUUAUGUACAGGAAACUGCAGCUCAGUAUUACGCAAGGUGGGGAAACGUUUCAGUUGUCUUGA